Molecule: messenger RNA, 1029 nt
Organism: Brugia pahangi
Lineage: Eukaryota; Metazoa; Nematoda; Chromadorea; Rhabditida; Onchocercidae
Source: the annotation of a GenBank genome assembly
AUGGCUUUACAUCACAACGACAUGGCAGGAGGACAUGUAACACCAGAUGGGGUUGUUUAUCAUCAACAGAUAGAUCCAGAGCAUGACGAUUUACGGCGAAUGGAUGAUGAUCUCCACGAUCCUACAUAUGCUACUGAACAUGAAUUUGGUACCGACGAUGAUACUCCACAUCAUACCCAACCACGGGCUGUACAUCAAUGUAAUAUAUGCAACAAAAUUUUUGUUUCGUUUAAAGGCCUGCAACAACAUGCUGUAAUUCAUACAGAUCAAAAACCGUUUGGCUGUGAUAUUUGCGGGAAAGCAUUUCGGUUUAAAUCGAAUUUAUUUGAGCAUCGCUCGGUACAUAGUGGGUUCACUCCUCAUGCGUGUCCUUACUGCGGCAAAACAUGCAGACUUAAGGGUAAUUUAAAGAAACAUUUGAAAACACAUGUUUCAACAAAGGAAGAACUUGAAGAAGCCUGGAAGCCGUUUGCAAGCAAUCGAAGGCCACCAGCAGAUAUUCCUGAUGAUGCCAUAAUAGUGCGUAGCGCCGGUGAACCCUUUUUCACACCUCCAAGUCGUCCACGAAAGCGAAAACUUGGUUUAGGUCCUGAUGCGCGGCCGUGGAUUGAAAAAAUUCGACGUGGAGAAUUAUUACCAAGUGCUCCCAUAGUUGAAAAGAUGCGAAGACUAUCAGAAUUAUUAAAAUCAGCUGAAGAAAAUUCAUUUAAUCUUGACGAAAUAUUCGAACAAGCCCGUGCAUUGUCAUUUGAACGUUUUGAUUGUCCCAUCUGUAAAGUAGUCUUUAUGUCAAGGUUGGAGUGCGUGGAACAUAUUGAUAUUGAACAUCCGAUGGCAAGAACUGAGCGGCCAUUGUUUUGCGAAGUUUGUUUGAGAACUUUCGCAGAUCGCAAGGCAAUGGAGCAACAUGAAAGUUAUCAUAAACGGGUUCAUUUGCUCAUUGAACAUGGUGAUCUCGAGAUUGUGGAUCCGGAAAUUUUACUUCCGGAAACGUGUGACGUUAUGGAUGAAGAAGUAGAAGCUGUUUGA